This is a messenger RNA of Symphalangus syndactylus (siamang), 3634 nucleotides long. It is a transcript of the gene NR1I3, whose product is annotated as nuclear receptor subfamily 1 group I member 3. Gene Ontology annotation, molecular function: zinc ion binding; RNA polymerase II cis-regulatory region sequence-specific DNA binding; nuclear receptor activity. NCBI's taxonomy places the organism in Eukaryota, Metazoa, Chordata, Mammalia, Primates, Hylobatidae. Gene Ontology annotation, biological process: cell differentiation; positive regulation of transcription by RNA polymerase II; negative regulation of transcription by RNA polymerase II. The record is from RefSeq and is a predicted model, not a curated record.
UGAUCCACCUGCCUCGCCUCCUGGAGUGGGCAUGAGCCACCACGCCCGUCAUGGCUCAGAAUUUAAAAAAAAAAAAAAAACUAUGAAAGGCCGGGUGCGGUGGCUCACGCCUGUAAUCCCAGCAUUUUGGGAGGCUGAGGCAGGUGGAUUACGAGGUCAGGAGUUCAAGACCAGCCUGGCCAAUAUUGUGAAACCCCGUCUCUACUAAAAAUACAAAAAAUUAGCCAGGCAUGGUGGCGUGUGCCUGUAGUCCCAGCUACUCAGGAGGCUGAGGCGGGAGAAUCGCUUGAACCCAGAAGGCGAAAGUUGCAGUGAGCCGAGAUCAAGCCACUGCACUCCAACCUGGGUGACAGAGCUGUGAAAGACAUCAGCUAGGCCGAGUGCGGUGGCUCACGCCUGUAACUCCAGCACUUUAGGAGGCAGAGGCAGGUGGACCACCUGAGGUCAGGAGUUCGAGACCAGCCUGACCAACAUGGUGAAACCCAGUCUCUACUAAAAAUACAAAAUUAGCCAGGUGUGGUGGUGCAUGCCUGUAAUCCCAGCUACUUGGGAGGCUGAGGCAGGAGAAUUGCUUGAACCCAAGAGGCAGAGGUUGCAGUGAGCUGAGAUCAUGCCACUGCACUGCACUCCCAGCCUGGGCAACAAGAGCAAAACUCCAUCUCAAAAAAAAAAAUUAAAAAAUUAAAAAAGAAAGCAGCUAAAAGGGAAAUAGAAAUGUAUUCAGAUAGUAGUGCUAGCAAAAUGCCUGGCACAAAGUAGAUACCCAUUACAUAUUUAUUGAAUGAAUGAGUGUGCUCAUUCACAAACAAUAGCAUAUGAUGUUGCAUGAAAAGAGCAUGGGUUUGAAAUCAGAUCUUAAUUUGUAUCCUAGUCCAUUUACUCAUUCCAUAAAUAUUCAUUAUAUAUGCUUGGAGUACAUAAGACCCUAAGGAUCCCCAAAUGACAGGUGCAGCCCUUGACUUCAUUAACUCACAGUUGAUUGACAGAGUUAGAAAGAAACAGACAGUUGUUCUGCAAUGUGAUAAGUGCUGUGACAAAUUUGUGUACAGAGGUGUAGAUCUAUUAGGCUCACAGAGGUGAUCUGCUCUACCCAGGCCUGAAGGACCAAGAGGAUCAGGAGGAUCAGGGGAGGAGGGUUUGAAAGUAAGGGUGUGUGAGGUGAUUCCAACCAGAGGGAACAACAAGGGUAGAUAUUCAGAGGUGAGUGAGCACAGCUUGUUCAGGGAACUCUAAAUGCUUAAGCUCAUCUAGAGCCAAAGUGUGAUGUGCUAGGUCAGGGGAGGGAAGUGGGGACAGAAUAGAUGAGGCCAGAGUGAUUAAAUAGAGGCCACAUCACAAAGGACUUUGUGUGACAUGCUAAAGAGAUUGGAUUUUAUCGUGAAGGUGAUGGAAAGCAAAUGAAGAAUUUUAAGCAGGGGAGAGACAUGAUCAAAUUUGCAUUUUAGAAAUAGCAACAGCAUGGAGGAUGGGUUGGAAGGAGAUGAGGCUGGGAGCAGCGAGAAUAAUUGAAUAGUCUACUGCAGCAGGAGUGAGGGAGAGAAAGGAGACUAGGUACUCACCAGUUUCUGGUUUGGCAUCUGGGAGAAGACAGCAGUAAAACGGGAAGGAAAGGAAGAAGGUAAGAGAAUGAAUAUGUGUUGAUUUCCUUCCAUGUUUCAAGCACCGUGUAAAGAAUUUUACAUUUUACUACUUUAUUACUUUGUUUAAUCUUCACAGCAAACUUGGAUAAUGAGUGUUAUUAACCCUUUUUUUUUUCCAGGUAAGAAAACUGAAAUUCAGGCCGGGCGCGGUGGCUCACGCCUGUAAUCCCAGCACUUUGGGAGGCCGAGGCGGGCGGAUCACGAGGUCAGGAGAUCGAGACCAUCCUGGCUAACACAGUGAAACCCCGUCUCUACUAAAAAUACAAAAAAAUUAGCCGGGCGAGGUGGCGGGUGCCUGUAGUCCCUGCUACUCGGGAGGCUGAGGCAGGAGAAUGGCGUGAACCCCGGGGGGUGGAGCCUGCAGUGAGCCGAGAUCGCGUCACUGCACUCCAGCCUGGGCGACAGCGAGACUCUGUCUCAAAAAAAAAAAGAAAAAAAAAAAGAAAACUGAAAAUCAGAGAGCUUAACCCAUCAGGUCACAAUCCUCACAGGUGUUUUUCAGACCCUGGCCUGGAAGAGGCAUGUUGGAAGAGGGUGAGGGUAUCAGUUAACCCUGAAAGCCUGUUCACCAUGGGUGCCAGGGGCAUCCUGCAGCAGAUUCCACUCUCCAUCUGCUUUACAGCAGAGACCCUGAAGCCAGGAGAGGGUUUCUGUACACAGAAGAGCAAACUCAAAGCAGUCUGUUCCCAAGGCAACCCCAUCUCAAAGAACUUCAAGGUGGACUUCUCCAAGAAGAACAAGGCUUGGUGUAAUCCCUGGCCCCAGAUACUAAGGGUCAUAAUCCCUAACUCCAAUCACUGGCAACUCCUGAGAUCAGAGGAAAACCAGCAACAGCGUGGGAGUUUGGGGAGAGGCAUUCCAUACCAGAUUCUGUGGCCUGCACAUGACAUGCUGCCUAAGAGAAGCAGGAGAACAGUCAGCAAAAGCAUUGGUCCCACCUGCCCCUUUGCUGGAAGCUGUGAAGUCAGCAAGACUCAGAGGCGCCACUGCCCAGCCUGCAGGUUGCAGAAGUGCUUAGAUGCUGGCAUGAGGAAAGACAUGAUACUGUCGGCAGAAGCCCUGGCAUUGCGGCGAGCAAAGCAGGCCCAGCGGCGGGCACAGCAAACACCUAUGCAACUGAGUAAGGAGCAAGAAGAGCUGAUCCGGACACUCCUGGGGGCCCACACCCGCCACAUGGGCACCAUGUUUGAACAGUUUGUGCAGUUUAGGCCUCCAGCUCAUCUGUUCAUCCAUCACCAGCCCUUGCCCACCCUGGCCCCUGUGCUGCCUCUGGUCACACACUUCGCAGACAUCAACACUUUCAUGGUACAGCAAGUCAUCAAGUUUACCAAGGACCUGCCUGUCUUCCGUUCCCUGCCCAUUGAAGACCAAAUCUCCCUUCUCAAGGGAGCAGCUGUGGAAAUCUGUCACAUCGUACUCAACACCACUUUCUGUCUCCAAACACAAAACUUCCUCUGCGGGCCUCUUCGCUACACAAUUGAAGACGGAGCCCGUGUGGGGUUCCAGGUAGAGUUUUUGGAGUUGCUCUUUCACUUCCAUGGAACACUACGAAAACUGCAGCUCCAAGAGCCUGAGUAUGUGCUCUUGGCUGCCAUGGCCCUCUUCUCUCCCGCUCCCUAUCUUACAGACCGACCUGGAGUUACCCAGAGAGAUGAGAUUGAUCAGCUGCAAGAGGAGAUGGCACUGACUCUGCAAAGCUACAUCAAGGGCCAGCAGCGAAGGCCCCGGGAUCGGUUUCUGUAUGCGAAGUUGCUAGGCCUGCUGGCUGAACUCCGGAGCAUUAAUGAGGCCUACGGGUACCAAAUCCAGCACAUCCAGGGCCUGUCUGCCAUGAUGCCGCUGCUCCAGGAGAUCUGCAGCUGAGACCAGGCUCACUUCCUUCCCCAGCUCACCUGGGACACCCUGGAUACACUGGAGUGGGAAAAUGCUGGGACCAAAGAUUGGGCCGGGUUCAAAGGGAGCCCAGUGGUUGCAAUGAAAGACUAAAGCAAUAA